AUGUCGACGAUACAACAGCUUAAGAACUUUAUCCGACACGGCAAGCAAGCCCGAGUCGCGAACAAUGACGAGCCUGUAGCAAAGUCACAAAAUUCACCUCCCCCAAAGGCACGCAUGGGCGUCUCCGAACCCGCGCACGCCGGCGCUCCUCCCGCCCACGCCGUCCCAGACGCAUACUCAGUCGCAGCCGACGGACAGAACCGUGCCGCACAGGCCGGUCAUGCCGCCGCCCACGCCGUCGAACCCGCUCAGAACAAGACUUCAAAGUCGAACAAGAACAUUGACAGCGCGCAUCUUGCCAAGCUCAUUGCCGAAGAGAAUGAGAGCAAGAGCAAAUUCCCGAGAUACCCCGGUUUGGAAAGAUGGGAGUUGGUCGAGAAGAUGGGCGACGGUGCCUUCAGCAACGUUUAUCGUGCGAAGGAUACCCAGGGCGAGCAUGGCGAGUGCGCCAUUAAGGUCGUCCGCAAAUACGAAAUGAACAGCAUGCAGGUGAGUUGA
Messenger RNA from Colletotrichum truncatum, 498 nucleotides. RefSeq names its product Serine/threonine-protein kinase srk1. Gene Ontology annotation, molecular function: protein kinase activity; ATP binding. Lineage: Eukaryota; Fungi; Ascomycota; Sordariomycetes; Glomerellales; Glomerellaceae. The record is from RefSeq and is a predicted model, not a curated record. Gene Ontology annotation, biological process: protein phosphorylation.